GGCGAGUGAAAUGGUGAUGGUGUCCCUGAGACGGUCUUUAAGCUCCAACAGAAAUGUCUUUGAGCUCCUCCCUCUUCUUCCUAGGCGGCAGUCACACAUCCCCCCUCCCCCCCCCCUCAUGUAGCUUGUGCUGCUCACCUUCUCUUCUAUCUUGCAUUGCAUCUCUUGUCCACUUCAAUCUUGGUUCGCUUCUCGAUUGCUCUGUUUUUUGUUAGCCAUCUCUGCUGCGUACAAAAACACUAGAGUUGUUUCGUUGUAGCUGACCAAUUGUGGAGAGGCCGGGACUUAAGCCCCGUGUCUGGGAUUUGAAGCUGAAUACUAAGUAGGUUGCAGGGUUUUGAUCCUUGUCUUUGCUUGAUCGCCUGGACAGACGCAGGAAGUCCAUUGCAUUGCAUGUUUCUCGUUCGCUGCUGAAGCCCCGCAAACGGUCGAUUGGUGUUUCAGAAAGAACCUCGUAGGAUUAACAUUGUCCUGUCCCGGUUUCUUUUUAGACUGUUGAUCCAUGAAACAGUAGAGGGAAGUGGAUGCGGUUCUUUGCACUUGACGUCUGAGGCUUGUGUUGGUUGCAGCGGCUUCUACCUUUUUAUGUGAUCCAACCUGUGAUCUAUGGACGUUCCUCUUGAAUCGGAAAGAGUGUCUCCUUAGUAGGGUUGGGUGCUCAGGUGCUCGCUACACUUCUUUCCCUCAGACUUGAACUCGGUCAGAUGACACAUCCUAGGUGUUAACUCCACACGUCGAACUAAGUUCUUGAAUGAUCCUAUCCUUCCACAUUGAGAGGCACUGGAGAAUGGGAAUUUGAUUCUGAGGGUCCUCUGUAGAAUAAGAUUUUAAUCGCCUGCUCAUUUGAGCUUCUAGAAACCCUGGCUCGCGAUCUGACUCCGUUUUCCCCACGGUCCACUCGGACAGUAGCCAAGGUCCCAGCAGACACUAUGGCUGCCCGAGCGGAAAAAGACAAAGGCGUAGCUGUUCAAGUUCUGCUUCGUUGCAGGCCCUUCAAUGAAGAGGAGAAAAGGGCCAAGACUCCUCAGGUCAUUUCUUGCAAUGACUCCCGUCGAGAGGUGACUGUGUGUCAGAAUAUCGCCAGCAAGCAAAUUGAUAGGACGUUUACCUUUGACAAGGUGUUUGGGCCAAAUUCCAGACAAGUUGACCUAUAUGACCAAGCUGUAGUGCCCAUCGUGAACGAGGUCCUGGACGGUUUUAACUGCACGAUAUUUGCCUAUGGCCAGACUGGGACAGGGAAAACCUACACCAUGGAAGGAUCGGGAAGAAAAUCCAAGAAUGGGGAUCUUCCUGCCGACGCUGGUGUAAUUCCUCGUGCUGUUCAACAAAUUUUUGAGACACUGGAUAGGGACAAUCAAGAGUAUAGUGUCAAAGUCACAUACUUGGAGCUCUACAAUGAGGAGCUUACCGAUUUAUUGGCGCCUGAAGAGUACUCAAAGGUGGUAAUAGAUGAGAAGGUCAAGAAGCCACUAGCUUUGAUGGAGGAUGGAAGAGGUGGAGUCCUCGUCAGAGGUUUAGAAGAGGAAAUUGUUACUAGCGCUAAUGAGAUUUACACUCUGCUUGAUAGGGGUUCGGCCAAGCGCCAGACUGCUGAGACGCUGCUGAACAAACAAUCCAGUCGUUCUCAUUCCAUAUUUUCGAUCAUAAUUCAUAUCAAGGAAACCACUCCAGAAGGCGAGGAGCUAAUGAAAUGUGGAAAGUUAAACUUGGUGGAUCUGGCCGGAUCUGAAAAUAUCUCUAGAUCUGGUGCCAAAGAUAAUCGGGCUCGAGAAGCUGGAGAAAUUAACAAAAGUCUUCUUACUCUUGGACGUGUCAUUACUGCCCUUGUCGAACAUCUAGGGCAUGUACCCUACAGAGAUAGCAAGCUGACAAGACUGCUCCGAGAUUCUUUGGGAGGGAGAACAAAGACAUGCAUCAUCGCCACUGUAUCUCCAUCUGUUCAAUGUCUGGACGAAACACUCAGUACGUUGGAUUAUGCAUAUCGGGCCAAGAGCAUUAAAAACAAACCUGAGGUGAAUCAAAAAACAAUGAAGUCUGCUCUUAUCAAAGACUUGUAUGGGGAGAUAGAGAGACUCAAAGCAGAGGUCUACUCUGCUCGCGAAAGGAACGGCAUAUAUAUUCCACGUGAACGUUACUUUGAGGAGGAAGCUGAGAAAAAGGCGAUGGUGGAUAAGAUUGAACGCAUGGAAUUUGAAGCUGAGUCUAAAGACAAGCAAAUCGAAGACCUACAGCUCCUGAACGACUCCCAGCAACAACUGUAUUCAGAUCUUCUCAUCAAGCUGAAUGAAACCCAGAAAUCGCUCGAGUACACGCAACACAACUUGAAUGAGUCAACAGACCACUUGAAGCAGGCGAUUAGUGCAAUCAGGGAACGUGACUAUGUCAUAACUAAGUUGAGAGAGUCUGAGAAUGCCCUCGUUGACCGAGCUGGAGAACUAAGAAAGGAGCUGGACGCUGCUGUUCAGGAUGUCACUGGCUUGUUCGCAAAGAUAGAACGGAAGGAAGUGCUGGAGAUCAGAAACCACAAACUGGUGGAUGCCUUUCACAGCGGUUUGACAGAACACAUGAAAGAACUACGCACCUUGGUAGUAGCUGGUGUAGAUAUUCAACAUCAGCAAUUGCAGUCACUGGAAGAGCAGCUUCAGUCGUUUCUGAAUGUCAAGGACCAGGCUCUGGAAGAGCUGAAGAAUAAGCUUCAAGGAUUAAAAGACUUGUACCUGUGCCAGUUGCAGUCGGUUCACACAGCUGUGCAUGCUCACGAGGCUUUGUCUACAUCCACGGUCAAGUCCCUAGAUUCUACUGUGGCAGCCCAUCCGGCACUGAUUGAGCAGUUGCUGGUUAGCGCCGUCGCUGACGCGCAUAGCGUUCUUCACGAUCUGCAAGAAAAUCUCUCUACCCAGCGGCAAGAAGUUGCCGAUUUCGCCCAAAAACAGCGUGAGGUGGCCCUAAAGAGCCUCAAAGCCGCCAAGGAUAUCACGCACACGUUGGUUGCGUCCUUGUCCACAAUGGAGACUGAUGCCGUAAAUUUCCGAGAGCACGUGAAUUUCUGCAGUGCCAACCAUGAUGAAGAGCUCCACAACCUCGCCGAGGCCUACGAGGAACACGCUAAGAGAGAACAUACUCAGCUUCUGGAAAGCAUUACAGCAAUGUUGGCAAGCUCCUUGUCAGAACGGACCAAUCUUGUUCGUACGCGAGUUCAUAAGCUGAGGGAUAACUGGAGUCAACAUGCCCAUGUGGCGCAAGAAGCCGUUGGCAAGAUCCAGAAAGAAGCUGUUGCCGCUAAUGGAAGGUUGGACGCCUUCAUAGCCACAUCCGACGCCUCCUCUGCCCAAGAAGCAGCCGUGUUAGCCACAAAGGUGUCUCGGAUGGAGGAAAUUCUUGAAACUUGCACCAAGCACACAGCAACAUCUGGAAAUAAAUGGGUGUCGACUUACAAGGAAGUGAACGAUGUAGUGAAGUCCCACUCCGUCGUCGUCAAUUUGAUUCUUGGGGAGGGUUUGAAAGCGAAUACAGAUCUUCUACACAAUCUUCAAGGGCUCGAGGAAACCGCAUGUUUGGAGAUCGAGAAAGAAAAUAGAAACACUGUGACAUACGUUGAUGAUAUCUGCACUGGAGACCACGAAGCAGCGUCCAGGAUGCUAUCGGUCAUGAAGUCACAGGAAGGAGCUGCAACUGAACUUCAGAGCAUGCAUGACUCAAGAUUAUCUGUUGUCCAGAACCAUACUCAUCACUAUCUGAAAGAUGAAUACAUCGGUGACAAACCUACGUGCACAACUCCACGGAAAAGAGCAAUUCAUGUCCCCACUCUGUCUUCAAUUAACGGCCUGUGCACUCCACUGUUUGAUACUCUGGUCAACGAGUUCCGAGCUAAGAAUACCGCCGGCGGUAUUGAUAGACCAAGUAAAGUGUUCCAAUCGGUAGAGUCUCCGUUCCGAGACUCUCGAACACCGCUUACCACCAUCAAUUAGUCAGCAUUGGUAGUGACCACGUGGGGAAGAGGUGGGCACGGCUCCAGAUGUAGAAAAGUAAGGCCGCUUGGACAUGAGCUUAUCUAGCCAAUCGCUCGCUGUUGCCACCUCUUAAACAAUCUCCGUGAUUAUCCUACAGACCUUCCGUAGCAUGAAUCUUCUGAUGCGAGACGAGAAGAGCUACACUACGAUAUCACUGCUUGAGGCAAUUUCUGCAAUGUCGCUAAAAGAGGAUUCGAUUACGUAGAUUUUAGCUCCUCCCCUUGAGGGAAGGUGUCUUGUUGGCACCAGAGGUUAGCAGAUAUUUUGUAUAUUAUGAGACUCACCGCUUUGAUGAGCACCAUGUAUUUUCCCUGGUGCAUUGAAGUGCCCCAAGUAACUGUUUUGACAGUGCGAAUUCCUAUGACAGCAGAGAAUCUGAGAAUAUAUCCAGACUCCCUGUGUUGCCUCCCCCUCAAA
Messenger RNA from Physcomitrium patens, 4427 nucleotides. Its product is annotated as kinesin-like protein KIN-5D. Gene Ontology annotation, cellular component: spindle microtubule; mitotic spindle. Gene Ontology annotation, molecular function: plus-end-directed microtubule motor activity; ATP binding; microtubule binding. Gene Ontology annotation, biological process: microtubule-based movement; mitotic spindle assembly; spindle elongation. The record is from RefSeq and is a predicted model, not a curated record. Lineage: Eukaryota; Viridiplantae; Streptophyta; Bryopsida; Funariales; Funariaceae.